Papilio machaon (common yellow swallowtail) is the source of this 6488-nucleotide messenger RNA. RefSeq names its product MAP kinase-activating death domain protein (gene Rab3-GEF). Gene Ontology annotation, molecular function: guanyl-nucleotide exchange factor activity. The record is from RefSeq and is a predicted model, not a curated record. Gene Ontology annotation, biological process: regulation of Rab protein signal transduction; regulation of apoptotic process. The transcript is spliced from 40 exons. Gene Ontology annotation, cellular component: cytosol. Lineage: Eukaryota; Metazoa; Arthropoda; Insecta; Lepidoptera; Papilionidae. The coding region runs from base 230 to 6355 and encodes 2041 amino acids.
UGUCCAUUGAAUGCCUUCUAACUUGUCACACUGUCACUCCGGCGAACACGCUCCCGUGAUACAGCCCGCAACCGUGUACAGUGCAACUUUGCUUAGAAUCCACAAUGCCAGCUACGUCAAUAUAAAAGUAUAUUAAAAGGCAAUAAUUAUGAAAAGCCAUCAUUUAAAUUAUAAUGGGUACAAGCGGUCUUAGGAUCAGUGGCUGCAGAACUGAGGGUACAUUGAGAUUAUGGACGUCCAAAAGCAGCAACUGUGUCCCCGGCUGGUGGAUUAUUUAACCAUUGUAGGCGCGAGGCCAUAUACUUCCGGCAAGGGCUUAGCUCCUGUACAGGCUCCGGAGCUACUGCGACGAUACCCGCUGACAAAUCAUGAUGACUUUCCCUUGCCUUUGGACAUGGUGUACUUCUGCCAACCGGAGGGCUGCGUGUCUGUGGGGCCACGCCGUCAGCUCGCGCACCUCGCCACCCGCGAUACCACCUCCUUCGUGUUCACGCUCACUGAUAAGGAUUCUGGCAAAACCCGGUACGGUGUGUGCGUGAACUUCUAUCGCGCGGUGGAGCGCGCGCCAGCGCCAGGCCCGCGCGAGCGCUCCGUGCUACGUCGUGACUCCUGGCGCAAGUCCAUGGAGAAGAGCUCGGACUCCGCGUUCUCCAGUGACUAUAGGAGCAGCAACGUCGCCCCCAGCGACUCGGAGCGCGACUGCAGCGCGACGCUGACACCGCGUGCACCCCCUGCGCCCCCUGCUGACUCCGAGAGCGGCGGUUCGCAUUCGCCCAGCCCGCGCGCCACUCGCAAGCGACAGCGAAUCCGCAAUCACUCCCUCACAUCACUAUGCCUUUUAUCACAUCAUCCUUUCUUUUCCACAUUCCGAGAGUGCCUGUUUAUCCUUAAAAAGUUAAUAGAUGCCUGCAACGAGUCUUCCAGUCCGCGGCGUGUCGGCGCCUCCAGACAAAUAUUUAGAGAUACGGUAUGGUCGGUGCUAACCGGUCAAGCAUACGACAACACACCGACAAUAGUGGUGCACGACGUGAAGGAGAUAGAAACGUGGAUCCUGCGUCUACUGUCCGCCCCUGUACCGGUGCCGGGCCGCACGCGACUAGAACUUGAAGUGCUCUCGCCCACUGCGCAUGCGCCGCUGCUUUUCGCACUGCCAGAUCACACCAGGUUCACCCUGGUUGACUUUCCAUUGCAUCUACCAUUGGAACUGUUAGGUGUGGACACAUGCCUGAAGGUGCUAACGUUGAUCCUAAUGGAGAACAAAGUGGUGGUACAGUCGCGGGACUACAACGCGCUGUCGAUGUCGGUGAUGGCGCUGGUGGCGAUGCUGUACCCGCUUGAGUACAUGUUCCCCGCCAUACCGCUGCUGCCCAGCUGCAUGAGCUGUGCCGAGCAGCUGCUCCUCGCCCCCACUCCCUUCCUUAUCGGCAUACCGGCUACUUUCUUCACUUAUAAAAAGAAUUUCAGAUUACCAGACGAUAUCUGGCUCGUGGACUUGGACGCUACGAAGCUGAUCUGUCCGACAGGCAGCGACCAAGACCUGCCGGCGCUGCCCGAGCCUGAAAGCUCAGUACUAAAGAGUCAUCUCAAACAGGCAAUGCGUCUCAUGGACAUAACCGGAACUGGUGCUCUGAACAGUUUGACCAACAGUGCUGUAGAGCAUGCUACAGCGCCUCUGAUGCCCUCUCGCAGGGAUAGCGUUGGCGGGGCUACCUUAAAAGUGCAGCAGGCGUCGUACCGCGAGUCGCACAGCGCGCCACAGAGUGCAGCACACAGCACGCCGGAGAGCCGGCGCGUGUCCGUGGGCAGCGCGGGCCACGCGCCCCGACACUCACUCGCCUCCCCCCACUCACCCUCCCCCCAUUCCCCGCAACAACCCUUCAACCCCCUCAUAUAUGGCAACGAUGUCGACUCCGUCGAUAUCGCCACCAGAGUCGCUAUGGUGCGAUUUUUCAAUUCGCAAAACGUGCUGGCGAACUUUAUGGAGCACACGCGAACAUUGCGCCUGUACCCGCGGCCCGUCGUCGCCUUCCAGAUCAACAGCUUCCUGAGGUCCCGCCCUAGGACUAGCUCCUUUCUCAAUAAAUUUGCUAGAACUCAGGCGGUAGAAUUUCUAGCGGAGUGGUCACUGACGCCGUGCAACGUGGCGUUUCUGCGCGUGCAGACGGGCGUGUUCGACCCGCGGCAGAUCGGCGACAAGGCCAAGUGGUUCGCGGAUCAACUCCAGCCGGUGCGCUUCGCCGUUUGGGACGACGGUAGCUCAUUGAACGGGGCACUGAGACAGCUGCAGCGACAUGAGAACCAACCUACUGACGAGAGCGGUUCAGAUUCCGAGGCGGCGGAAAGUACCAGUUCAUCGUACUCUUCUCUUAGCGAUUUUGUCUCUGAGAUAGCAUCAUCGGAUUUAUCACCAGGCGGCAAUCCGUAUCAGCAACACGUCAUUGGAGAGACGUAUAACGCAGUCGUACAAGUGCCAAUGACGCUGUCAUCUUCUUUAGACCCCAAAACAGUGUACAGUCCUCCUUCGUCUCUAAUGUUCGGUGACGAAGAAGAGGGCAAGGAGGAGGGGCGCGCCUCCACCUCCCCGUCGCCCUCCGCCUCCAGCUCGGAGCACAGCGACGCCUCCGACGACGAGGUGCCGCUGGACAACCAGAAAGCACUCGACUCACAUCCAGUACCUGUUAAGAAAAGUGACACGGACAGCGGUAGCUUCGGACGCGAGUCGGAUUCGAACUCUACGACCACGCCGAAGACGGUGGUGAGCCGGCAGCGCGCGCCCGACAGCGGCAGCGCCAGCGACACGGACCGCGCACACACGCCCGCACACCAAGCGCACCAAGCGCAUCAAGCGCACCAAGCGCACCAAGCGCAUCAAGUGCACCAAGCACAACACCAGCAGCAAUACGUCAAGAACAAGAACAGCAGUGUCUCACGCCAAGCAUCACAAACGUCUCUUUUGGAGCAGUUCGCGGCACAGGCUAAGGAAUUAGUCCGCGAAACUACGCGCCAAAGCAGCCAGGAAGGCCUGUUAGCGCAUAUGGAUAAGAAAGGAAAAGCGGCUGAAGGAGACGAUAUGAAAAUAUUUGCUCCUUUUCAUCAGCUGACUCAUCAUGCCAAAAAAGCCGCGGAAGAGGCUUCCAAAAGCGUUCAAGAGGCGUCCAAAAGCGCACUUGAAGCGAGCAAAACAGCAACCGCCGUCAGUAAGAAUACUUUUGAAGACUUGACUUACGUCGGCAAGUCCACUAUUGGGGAUCUUACUAAAAGUGCGAAGGAGGCUGCAGCGAAAAAAGGUCUACUAAUCAAGAAUGAAAGCCAGGAGUCUUCAGCGCCGGCGAGCACGCGGCGGGACUCGACGGCGCUGCAGACGACCAGCCUGCUGGCCAGCACGCAUCGCGACUUCUUCUCCAACAUCAGCUCGGACCUCAACGGCCUCGCCGCCUCCACCUCCAGCAUGUUCAGCGACUUCUUUGGAUCCAAAGGAAAGCAAGCGAAGCCGGAGGCGGGUCGCAGUCCGAGCAGCGUGGGCGGGUCGAGUGCGGCGGGGGGCGGGGCGCCGCUGGCGACGUUCGGACCGUUCUCUGGAGGUGCGCGCGGGCUGGUGCAGCGCUCGCCGCUCAUCCGACAUGCUGCGCCCGCGCCGCACUCCCCACCGCACACGCGCACCUCCGCCAACACCGAGAACCAGGCCUUCCUCAAUGAUCUGGUGCAACACGUCCUGGAAGGCGAAGGCGUGGGUUGGCUCAAGCUGAACCGGCUCAAGAAGUUGAUGGAAGACGAGUCCUACAGGAACAUGGUACUCAGCAAACUGAACAAGAACUUCAACAGGAAAACAACGCCCAAUGAUAAAGUCGAUGAUGUGUUCGUGAGCAAGCCCGUAUGGAAGGGCAUGCUCAAAGUGCUCCAGGCCGUUAUCCACGGACUGGAGCACACGUACUCCAACUUCGGUCUGGGCGGCAUGGCGUCCGUGUUCCAACUGACGGAGAUGGCGCACACGCACUACUGGAGCAAGGAGGUGGCGGGGCUGGAGCACGGCGGCAUGGGGGGCUCCGCGCUCGCUGACUACGGCCGUCACGAUGACACGCCCUCUACGCCAUCUUCUAGGAAAAGCUCGCAGACUGAUAUACCAGUUUUAAAUUACCCGGAAAUGGACACAGAGACGCAGAGCACCACAGACAUGUUCAAAGACAUGUUGAAUCAAAAAAGGAAUCUUCUCUUCAGCAAACUAACCUCGUUUGAUUCAGAUGCGGCGCAGUCCUCCGACUGCUCGGCCGACGAGAGCGGCUCCAUCACAACCAACCGAGCCGCUCUCCGCGACCCGCGCGACCCUCACGACUCCCGCGCCUCCCUUAGGUCCAACCUCUCUGACACUGACGUCAUGUUCGUCAACGUAGGAAAAGGUUUGCCCGGUAACAAGCCUCGUGCUGCGAGCGUUUUCUCCUCCAAGUCCUCGGUAGCCGGCUACCGGCCUCCCAUAGGCGUGCCUACAACAUCGCCCAUCACCUCGCCUGAUACCGCCAGGACUUACCUCUACCAGGGAUUAAUUGGCAAAGAACGAUCAAACUUGUGGGAUCAAAUGCAGUUCUGGGAGGACGCUUUCCUCGACGCGGUGAGUCAGGAGCGGGACAUGAUCGGCAUGGACCAGGGCGCCAACGAGAUGAUGGAGCGCUACAAGUGUCUGAGCGAGACGGAGCGCAAACGCCUGGAGCACGAGGAGGACAGACUGCUGUCGACCGCGCUCUACAACCUCACCGCGGCCAUGGUGCUGUUCGGCGUCGAGGCGGACAUAGUGCGCAACAAGGUGCGCCGUCUGCUCGCCAAGAGCCACAUCGGCCUGGUCUACAGUCAGGAAGUCAACCAUCUUCUCGACGUCGUUCAUAAUUUGCACGGCAACGAGGUGGAGCUGAAGCCGCUGGGGUCUCGUCAGCUGCGGCGCGCGUGUUUCACGGUGCACGAGCGCGACGCCGCCGGAGAGCUGCGUUUCCUCGAGGUGCGCGACGACGGCCUCGUGCUGCGCUCCACGCAAGGUACAAUCGUAGAGCGGUGGUGGUACGAGAGGCUGGUCAACAUGACGUACAGUCCCAAAAUACGAGUGCUCUGUCUUUGGAAGAAGAACGGCGGACAGACGCAGCUACAUAAAUAUUAUACGAAGAAAUGCAAAGCGCUGUACUACUGCAUCAAGGAGGCCAUGGAGCGCAGCGGGCGGCGGCGUGACGCGGCCGAGCUGGGCGGAGAGUUCCCCGUCCAGGACUGCGCCUCGGGCGAGGGCGGACUCAUACAGGUGUGCAUGGAGGGUGUCGGUCUACUGUUCCACCACAGCAAGGAUUUCGAGUUCUUUGUGCGGCUCGACCAUAUUCGGAAGUGCUUCACACAAAACGGCGGUAUCUUCGUUUUAGAAGAAUUUAAUCCUAAAACAAGGCAGAUAAUUCAAAGGAGAUACAAGUCGAUAAUGGCGGAUCAGAUUUGCUACGCGGUGUUGUGCGUGUUCUCGUACUUUGCGGCGGGGCAGGAGCAACGCAAGGCGAUACUGGAGCAGGCGGCACGUCUGCCGCCAACUACCCCAGAACCCCAAGCCAAACCCCCGGGGAUCCCCCAAGCCAAGCCAGCAGGGAUUCCGCAAGUCAAGCCUACAGGUUCUCCGCUAUCCGGAUCCAGAAGGAGUUCUACCUCAGACCUGCCCGAGCCUUCGUCGCCCACCAUACGAGCCACCUCACAAGUUGAAAAAUCAGACAGUCGAAUAGAAUCAAGAUCGAUGUACAACAAAAACAAUAGCAGCGACGGCGAUGUUAGAAUUACACCUGAAAAACAACGGACACCGCAGGAGAGGCAGCACCGGAACCUUUCCAAGCAGUACACAGAGCAGCCUCGAAGUAGCCCGGAGAGACAAGAAGACCUACGUUCUACUCCAAGUCGUGGGGACUCCGGCAGCCCGAGUAGAGCGGACGCGGAAAGACGCGGCAGUGUGGAGAGGCGAGACGUACAGGAGAAGGCGAUGGCCGCGCGCACCGAGAGCCUGCCCCCGCGUCGUCCGCCGCCCCCCGCGCCCCUGCAGCACCGCCUGGCGCGCGCGCACUCGCAGGCCGCGCCGCUCCGCCCGCACGACCCCCCUGUGCCUCCCCGUGUGAGCGGGACGCGGCCGGCCGGCCCGCCGCCCGCGCUGCCACCGCGACAGCUCUCCGCCGCCGCCGACCUCAAUACAGUUCCUAAAUCAUCAAGUCCGGUGCGACGUGCGCCGGCGCAGCGCCAGGCUUCAGUGAGCGCUCCCUUCUCUGCCACCAACCCCUUCAGCGCGCCGCGACACGCUGAGUUCGUGAUCCCGCAACGGAACAACUCCAGGCGACCCUCCACUGAACAUAAUUAAAUCUAAUAAAAAUAAUAAAUUAUUUAAUAUAUCAGUUUAACUGUGUAUAGAACAUUUCAUUUCUAUGACGAAAAUGGCUAUUAUUUAAAAUUUAAAUGUAUUAAAAUUAUAAAAGCAAUAACUAUUUUAUAAU